Pseudo-nitzschia multistriata is the source of this 2516-nucleotide messenger RNA. The record is from the annotation of a GenBank genome assembly. NCBI's taxonomy places the organism in Eukaryota, Bacillariophyta, Bacillariophyceae, Bacillariales, Bacillariaceae.
AAAAAGAGGAAACCAAAGUUUCUACAGUAAAAAAUAGAGGUGCGAAAUUCAAUUUUCCUGUUCUCCAUCGUCUUUUUUUGGGCCUGUCGGUUCUUCCCGAUCUUCCAACCGGCGGCGACCCUUUCCGAAAAACUAAAUUGCUCGAGGAAUCCUCAGGUCCAAAGCGUCUCCCGACCGUAGCAGCCACACUUCGCAGAACCAUGAAUUUCUCGACCGCCGCUCGUAGACUCCUACUCAGCUCGCCGGUGUUGGCAGCGACCACCAACGUCGCGGCCUUCACUAGUCGCAUUCCUCUUCCUUCGGCGGCACGGGCCUUGUCGUCUUCGAGCACUUCCCUCAACAUGGCGAAUGUAUUGAAACUGAGCGACCCUCAAUCGCAGCUUUUGGAUAAUGUCGACGUCUUUAUUUUUGAUUGCGAUGGAGUUAUAUGGAGGGUGGGUACAAAAUGCAGUUGAUUUUGGGUUUUGUCUCUGAAGAUAGUUCAUCCUUUUUACCUCCGCUCUUUCUCACAUUUUCCAACUAUUUUGGUCCCGCCGCGUUGACUUGGUUGUUGUACUUGGUGACACCACGAUGAAAUUGUGACAAAUUGAAUGUCAGGGCGACUCGUUGAUUGACGGAAUCCCCGAAACCCUGGCCAAGCUUCGUGCUGCUGGCAAGAAGAUGUUUUUUGUUACCAACAACUCGACGAAAUCCAGAGCGGGAUACAAAAAGAAAUUCGAUGGGUUGGGUUUGACUGAAAUUCCUGCKGAAGAAAUCUUUUCGUCAAGCUUUGCCGCGGCUGCCUACCUGGAGCAAUCAAAGUUUCCGACCGAUGGGAGCAAAAAGGUCUACAUUAUCGGGGAGGUAGGAAUUGGCGAAGAGCUUGAUUUGAUUGGAAUUCCUCACUUGGGCGGACCAGCCGACAGUGAGAAAGCUCCUGAUAUGGGUCCCGGUGGCCGAUUGGAAGUUGACCCAGAUGUUGGUAAGUACUAUGUUUGCAUCCCGCACUGUAGUGAAGAAAAUAUGAGGGUGGGAGGGGUGGCGGCGCCAGAACGAAGACAAUGCCGUAGCACUUUGUGACACUGGAUUUCACCACUUUCCUCGUUUCCUUUCAUACCCCUGUAUUGGUUUGUCUGAAAAAUGCGGUUAAUAUUGAAUAAUUUCAGGAGCUGUCAUUGUUGGCUUCGACAGGAAUGUUAAUUACUACAAAAUUCAAUACGCACAGCUCUGCAUCAACGAGGGCGGCGCUGAAUUUAUUGCCACAAAUCUGGAUGCUGUAACGCAUUUGACUGAUGCUCAAGAGUGGGCCGGAAAUGGCAGCAUGGUUGGUGCCAUCAAAGGAUGUACUGGACAGGAACCAACGUUGGUAGGGAAACCAAGCCCACUGAUGAUUGAUUACUUGGAAUCGAAGUACGGCGUUGAACGAAAUCGCAUAUGUAUGGUCGGGGAUCGACUCGAUACUGAUGUUUUGUUUGGAACAGAAAAUGGUCUCCAAAGUUUGUUGGUGUUGAGUGGUGUAACAUCGGAGGAGAAACUGUUAGGGCCAGACAAUACUAUCACACCCGAUUAUUAUGCCGAUGACAUCAAUGCAUUCUUUCAGACAGAAAGCGAGCCUUCACUGACCAAAUAAAAACAAAAGAAUCGAAACUUGCUUUUAUUGACAUGAAGGAGUCAUCAUUGCGGAACACACAGAGUUUUGGAUAAAGAGACGAGCAUUUCCUCUUUAAAAUUACAUUUGAAUUUUCUGAGAAAAUGGUUAAUGAUGCUUCAAGCAGCCAUUAUGUAGUGGGUUGGGUAAAUUUCAUAUUCUGGACACUCCUUAUAUCACUGUGUAAAGAAUCCAUAACUUUUAAAGUUUUUACAAUUUCCUGCUGACUGGAAUUCCCAUUUUUGGGCACAUCAUAAAAAAGUUCCAAAAUUGAUCGUUAGCUGCCCGUCUUGUGCGCUUUUCUCAGACCGUCCGGGUCUAGAAGCACUUGAACGAGUAGUGUGGCCAUUAGGGGGUACCUCCGGGCCAUGUGGAGAUCGCAAAUUUCCUGUGGAGCAGGAGCUUCUGAAUGGGAUUGACUUUGACCGGGACCCAUAUUAUGCACGAUGGAUGGUAAUGCAUAACUGUCUUCUGAGUACCAGAGAAAACAUUUGUAGGUCGCUGAAAACGAAGCGUCUCUACCACUAAAUGUAGUUCCACCAUGAUUCGUAAAGAUGAACCGAAGCUUAGAGACGGGUCGAUAGUCAACGGAUAGCGUACAAAAUAGAUAAAUAGCCGGGCGAGAAGGAGUUGCUGAUAGAGAUUAAGUUUGCGAUACGAGUAUGAGAAGGUACCUGAACUUAUAUUGGCAGUAAAGAAAACAGAAACAGCUUUAGCAACAAAUCCGGCCUAUGCUAUAUAUAAACAUAUCACUUGCCGCCCGAGGAAGACAAAGAAUACAAACACACGAGGACGAAACUCGUCGAUAGGGAACACUGUGGUAGGAUUUGCGAUGGGAAGCUCGGGGUUUUACAACCACAUGGCAUGCUAAUACAAGAAACUUGUGUUC